Molecule: messenger RNA, 1908 nt
Organism: Nicotiana tabacum (common tobacco)
Lineage: Eukaryota; Viridiplantae; Streptophyta; Magnoliopsida; Solanales; Solanaceae
Source: RefSeq, a predicted model, not a curated record
UUCAUUUUCACUGAUCUUCUCAGAAAUUGAUAACCUUCUUUUUCUAUUCCAACAUCAAAAUUUGAUAGUUCAGCUUCACAAAUUCAUCCUUAUUUUCUUCCAUUUACAAACUAAUUCAAUCCCCCCAUCUUCAUCAAAUUGCAAAAGAAACCUCAAAAAUGUGAAAAAGGGUGAGUCUUUCCUCCAUUUCUAUAAUUUUUUUCUCAUAUUUUUUAACCCCAAAAACAAAUUUUAAGAUGAAUUCACCAUUUGGGGUUUUCCCAGAUGAAGUAAUUCUUCAGAUUCUUGCUAGAUUACCUGUUAAAUCACUUUUUAAGACAAAAAUUGUAUGCAAACUUUGGUACAAAUUAAUAUCUGAUAAAUAUUUUACAAAUCUAUAUAAUGAACUCUCAGUUAAGAAUCCUAUGGUACUUGUUCAGGUCAGUGAGCCUUCAUCUGAAUCAAGAUCUAGUUUGAUUUGUGUUGAUAAUUUGAAAGGGGUGUCUGAAUUUUCAUUGGAUUUUGUUAAAGAUCGGGUCAAAGUUAGAGGUUCUUGUAAUGGUUUAUUAUGUUUGUCUAGUAUACCUGAUAAGGAUGUUUAUUAUGUUUGUAAUCCAUUGACUAGAGAAUAUAAAUUGCUUCCUAGAAGUAGGGAAAGACCUAUUACUAGGUUUCAUCCCGAUGGCGAAGCCACUCUUGUUGGUUUGGCUUGUGAUUUGAUAACACAAAAGUACAAUGUGGUUUUAGCUGGUUAUCAUAGGUCAUUUGGUCAUAGGCCCGAGAGGACGUUUAUAUGCAUGGUCUAUGAUUCGGAGUCGAACAAAUGGAGGAAGUUUGUGUCGUUGCAGGACGAUCAAUUUACGCGUAUGAAUAAGAACCAAGUUGUGUUUAUUAAUGGUGGAUUGCAUUGGUUGACGGAUAGUUGUUCGUGUAUGCUUGUUCUUGAUUUGGCUACUGAUUUUUGGAGGAAAAUACAAUUGCCUGAGGAAAUUAGUUGUGGAGUUAGGAGUCGUGUUUAUUUGUUGGAAUUGGAUGGAUGUUUGUCUGUGAUUCAGAUAUAUGAGGCUUGGAUGGUUAUUUGGGUAAUGGAAAAUUAUGAGAAGGAAGAAUGGCGAAUGGUGGAUAAAGUGAGUCUUCGAUGCAUUAGAGGGAUGGUACCAGGCAUUUUCCCGAUUAGUCAAACUGGAAACUAUGUUUACCUUGCUACACAUAAGCAGGUUUUGAUAUAUCAAAGAAACAGCCGUGUAUGGAAGGAGAUGUACUCUGUAAAGGACAGCUCAACCUUGCCUUUAUGGUUCUCAGCUCAUGCCUUUAGGAGCACUCUCUUUUCCUGCCAUUGAUCCGAGGAUUGUAUACAUCUUCCUAUUCAACUGUUGUACAUAGUGCUAUCACUAAUCUGACUCCUAUCUCUUUGAGCGGUCGUCUUCUUGAUAUCCUGUCAUACUGUAUAUGUUGUGUGGAACGUCGAAGGUGGUUUCGGCUCGGAGCUACAGAUGUAGCUUUGAUGCAGUAGAGGGAUACCGGGCAUUUCUCCAUAAGUCAAACUGGCAACUAUCUUUACCUUGCUACACAUAAGCAGGUUUUGGUAUAGCAGAAACGGCCGAGUAUGGAAGGAGAUGUACUCUGUAAAGGACAGCUCAACCUUGCCUUUAUGGUUCUCAGCACAUGCCUUUAGAAGCACUCUUUUUUCCUGCCAUUGAUCCGACGAUCGUGUACAUUUCCCUAUUCAACUAUUGUACAUAUGCCAUCAUUAGUCUAAUUUUAUCUCUUUGAGUGGUCAUUGACUUGAUUUUUUAUCAUACUGUGUACGUUUUGUGGAACCUUUAAGGGUGGUUUCGACAUGAAUGUAGUGAAUUUAUAUGUUGAUAUCUGUUCAGUAUAGUCUGAAUAUGAUGUAAAGUUGCUAUGAUAUUGCAGUCUUUUGUUCCA